UUUCAACACAGUCUCUGCGCGGCGUUGAUCGAGUGCUAAGCAUUCGGUUUUCUGUGUUCGUGAGUGCUGAACAGCAGCAGCAGUGAUCGUUUCGACAUUUCACUUCAUGUGAACGAUCGAAUUUCUUCAUUUGUUUGUGUUUCUAUUUCGUUGUUCGCUGCUAUUUCCUCUCUUUCUCUAUUUCAUGCAUCGGUCUCCCUUUGGCACAAUGCAUAUCGCAAGCAUAUUGGUUAUUUGUAGUGUAUUUAUGCUAGCAGCCGCCAAAACCGGUCCCUCACAUGGUAAAUUGGUUGUAUGUUAUGUGUCAACGUGGGCCGUUUAUCGGACUGGUAAAGGAUCAUAUAGUCUUGAAAAUAUUGAUCCCAAUCUCUGCACACAUCUAAUCUAUUCCUUCGCUGGCUUAGAUGUUGCUAACGAUGCAAUUAAAUCGUUAGAUCCUUGGCAAGACUUGAAGGACAACUACGGAAAAGGAGGGUAUGAACGACUCACACAGCUGCGUCAAACGUUUCCCCAUUUGAAAGUAUCAUUGGCGGUAGGUGGGUGGAACGAAGGUUCGGACAAUUAUUCACGACUCGUUGCGAAUGCAGAGCGUCGUAAACGUUUUGUUAAAAGUGCCACCGAUUUUGUAUUACGCUAUCGAUUCGAUGGUCUCGAUUUAGAUUGGGAAUAUCCAACACAACGAGGAGGUCAACCGUUCGAUAGAGAUAAUUUUGUGUUGCUGGUGAAAGAGUUGAAAGAAAGUUUUCGACCACACAAUCUGUUGCUGUCGUCCGCAUUCGGUGCAUCGCAGAAAAUCAUCGAUGAGUCGUAUGAUAUUCCAGCAUUGUCAAAGUAUCUAGAUUACUUGCACAUUAUGUGCUACGAUUAUGGCGGUGCGUGGGAUAAACAUAUUAGCGCAAAUGCUCCACUCCACGGUCAAGGCAUUUUAAAUGUUGAACACACAAUUGACUACCUCAUCAAAUUGGGUGCAACGCCAACGAAAAUUGUUAUGGGUUUACCGUUCUAUGGUCGAACGUUUAUCACAAAAUUGAAUGGUACUUUCGGUGAUGCAUCGAACGAUGAUGGAUUCCCAGGGCCAUACACAAAACAAAACGGUUUCAUGGGCUACAAUGAAAUCUGUGUUUUGCUAUCGGAUCGAACAUCCGGAUGGACCAGAUCUUAUAAUACGGAGCUUAGUCAAGCCGUUGCCACACACAAAGCCGAAGAAACGGGUGAAACUCGGGUCGCAGUUUAUGAUAGUAGCCGCUCUAUCGCACACAAAGUUAAGUUUGCAAUGUCACGCAAUUUGGCCGGUUCAAUGGUGUGGUCAAUCGAUACUGAUGAUUUCCAUGGUGACUGUGAUAUUGACACGGAUACAUUUGAUGAUUUUAAACCUAUGCCCGGUGUCAAUUUGAACUUCCCAUCGCGACAUAAUGCAAAUUAUCCUCUGUUGCGGACAAUAAAUGAGGCUACGGUUGUGGCACUCGAUGAAAUUGCCCAAGAAGCCACACUACCCGAAAAAGACAAAGAGAAUGAAAUCGAUGACAAACUGGAAGAUGACAAGGGCAUCGCUAUCACUGCUACACAGAACACUUGUUUUAUGGCCGUUGCCAUGCUUUGCUUGUACUAUUUACAAAUUGCAAAUGAAUUUUGAGUGAUCUUCUAAUUUUAGAUACCAAUUUUAAGAAAUGUUUAUAUUUUAAACGAUUUUAAGUCAAUUUUUUCUGGGCCCAAUAAAAAACAUCACAUCUUUUUUUAGAAACAUUUUAUGUAUA
Sitodiplosis mosellana (orange wheat blossom midge) is the source of this 1754-nucleotide messenger RNA. RefSeq names its product probable chitinase 2. Gene Ontology annotation, biological process: chitin catabolic process; carbohydrate metabolic process. The record is from RefSeq and is a predicted model, not a curated record. Gene Ontology annotation, cellular component: extracellular region. Gene Ontology annotation, molecular function: chitinase activity; chitin binding. Bases 185 to 1633 code for a protein of 482 amino acids. NCBI's taxonomy places the organism in Eukaryota, Metazoa, Arthropoda, Insecta, Diptera, Cecidomyiidae. The transcript is spliced from 7 exons.